AUGUCAGCUCUGUGGGGUGUAAUUCAUAUUAUUACUACAUUUGUUUCAGGCUUGGUUGCCAUAGUGAUAGCGGCAUGAGUCCUGAACUUCAACCGGGCUGUCGUGCUGCUGGUCAUCUCCUUGGUUACCAUAUUCUUCCUGGUCUGGGAUUGGAUGAUGGAACGCUAUGGCGACCGGGUGUGGGUGGAACUCUUUCCUAUCAGAGACCUUCUCAGCAGAAACUGGUUUUGGAUCAGAUGGAUAAUGUACGUGUUACUGCUGGUGGCCCUGGUGUGCUGGCUGGCACUGGACAUAGCCCAGCAAGGGACCAGACAGCUUGUGUCUUUCUUUGGUUUGCUGCUCCUCAUCUUCUUAAUGCUGCUGUUCUCCAAACACCCAUUCAGGUGGUGUUGGCAAACUUUGCUGUGCGGGAUCGGGCUACAGUUUGUCUUUGGUCUGCUGAUCCUCAGGACCACAUUUGGCUUAGGUGGACUGGAAUGGGUCAGAAAACAAGUAAAGAGCUUUUUGUCAUUCACAGAUAUUGGGUCUAAGUUUGUGUUUGGUGCCAGUUACAGAGACCACAACUUCGUCUUCCAGGUGAUGCCUAUAUUGGUUUUCUUAAGCUCCGUCAUCUCCAUUCUCUACUACAUUGGCUUCAUGCCCUGGCUCAUUUACAAGAUUGGAUUCAUAAUGCAGGUUACCAUGGGAACAUCUCCAGCAGAAUCGAUGGCUGCAGCUGGAAAUAUAUUUUUGGGACAUACAGACUCACCUCUCUUGAUUCGUCCAUACAUCAGUGGGCUAACUCGCUCUGAGAUCCAUGCUGUAAUGACAGGAGGUUUUGCCAGCGUCUCUGGUACCAUUUUGGGAGCCUAUAUCUCCUUUGGGGUUGAGGCAACACACUUGUUGACAGCAUCCCUGAUGUCCGCUCCAGCCUCCCUGGCGAUCGCCAAGAUGUUCUGGCCUGAAACAGAGACCCGCAGUGCAACAGCCAGUCAUGACAUCAAAAUCGACCAUGGAGAGAGUAAGAACGUGUUGGAGGCGGCAUCCCAAGGUGCAUCUUGUGCUGUGGGUUUAGUGGCCAACAUAAUUGUCAACCUUAUUGCCUUCCUCGCACUGUUGGCCUUUUUGGAUGCAGCUUUCUCCUGGCUGGGCGAGAUGUUGGACUGUCCGCAGCUCAGCUUUUCGCUCAUCUGCUCUUACAUGUUAAUGCCUCUCUCCUUGAUCAUGGGUGUUUCCUGGGAGGACAGUUUCAUCGUUGCUGAACUGAUUGGCACGAAGACAAUUAUCAAUGAGUUUGUAGCCUAUAAAAAGUUGUCAGAGUUCAUUUCGAGGCGGAAAGCAGGAGGGACAGAAUAUGUGGACAACAUAAAGCAGUAUAUUUCUGUCCACUCUGAAACAAUUGCAACCUACGCUUUGUGUGGAUUUUCCAACCUUGCUUCGCUGGGGAUGUCAAUUGGAGCACUGUCGUCCUUGGCUCCAGAUAGACGGGCUGACAUCUCCAGUUGUGCCUUCAGAUCUCUGAUUGCAGGCAGCGUCUCCUGUUUCAUGACGGCUUGUAUUGCAGGCAUGUUGUACAUCCCUGAUCUUCAGUGCUCACAUUUCCUGAGCACCGAGUUCAUCAAUACCAAUGUGACCAGCAGCUCACAACUGGUCACCUGCUGUACACAACUGUAUAACAGCACCACUCCAACAGAAGGAGAGGGGGAUGAGGAGGAGUAG
Perca flavescens (yellow perch) is the source of this 1698-nucleotide messenger RNA. Its product is annotated as solute carrier family 28 member 3. The transcript is spliced from 14 exons. The record is from RefSeq and is a predicted model, not a curated record. NCBI's taxonomy places the organism in Eukaryota, Metazoa, Chordata, Actinopteri, Perciformes, Percidae. Gene Ontology annotation, cellular component: plasma membrane. Gene Ontology annotation, molecular function: pyrimidine- and adenosine-specific:sodium symporter activity. Gene Ontology annotation, biological process: pyrimidine nucleoside transport; purine nucleoside transmembrane transport.